UCCAGCUCUACGGUUGCAUAUAUUUUGUCGGUUGGAUGUGUAUUCCAGCCAAAAUUUUUAAGUGGAAUUUAGAAAUAUAUACGAUCUGAUCUGCACCGCAAACGAGUGCGACGUGUUGCAACUGUAAUUGCCAAUCAAGUGCUAAGUUUUUUUCCGGUCGAGGCACGUUACCGCUCAAAAAAUCUGCGUCGAUCGGAUGUCGAGUGAAGAAGCAUCGAGCGCGAAGCACAUUUUUGCGAGGACGAAACAAUUGCCAAUUGAAAGCGCUUAAAACAGCAAGGAAAUGUUCACGAAUCGAAAAGAAGUGGACGAGCAUGUCCACAAAUUGUUGGCAAAACUGCCGGCGGGAAAUGAGCGUGAUAUCAAGGGAUUGACGAUAGCCAGAAUGUAUCAUAAGGUACAGGAGUAUACCAAGGUCAUUGAAUACCUGAACAGCUAUCUCAGGAUCAAGGACGAACCAGUGGCUCACAAUUUGAUUGGUAACAGCUACAGUAAGCUGAAGACUCCUGAAGUGCAAAAGGCGCUGCAGCAUUACCAACGCUCCAUGCAACUUAAUCCACGGCAGAAGGAGAUCGUCUUGGAUGCCUGCGAACUGUUAUUGCUGGAAAACAACGCCUUUACCAUCGAGCGCGCGAAGUACUGGCUUAAUUUGGCUGGUGACCUUGAUUUGAGCGACCACGAAAAGAUCUUCGCCCUUCGAAUAAAGGCAACUCUCAAGGAAAAAAAGGGUGGAGAAGAUGGCAGCGGUGUUGGAGACGAUGAUGACAACACCCUGGAGGUGCUGAUGCAAAAGGAGCUACAAGCGCGACCGCAUGAUGUGAGUGUACGCGUGCGACUUGUACGAGGAUAUGUUGAGAAGAAGAAGUUGGAUCAGGCCUUCAACUAUGCUUUCAAGGCUGAACUGGAGGCCAAGGGCUGUAUGAGUCUGUCGAGCGAAUGGUACGAAAUAGUCUGGGUGGUGCUCACGAAGAUGGAAAUGGCCAAGGACAUAAAGAAGAACUCGCGUUUUUGGCAGCUGGCGCUCCACACCCUCGAUCGCCUUAUGCAACUCAGCCUAGAAGCCAGCAGUGGACUAAUAGAAAGCACCAGUCAGUUGUUCCGACUUGAUCAAUACCUUCAGAAGUUUAGCCAAUCACUUGAUUCUUUGACCGAUGUCCCACGAGAACUCCAUCAAUCCUGUGCUGAUCACUACACCGGCCAGUUGUUACUACACGCUGCAACGCUGAUAUUUAAACGUGAGCUACUGGGAAACAAGAACAAGUGGAUGAGCACGCUGCGCUCCACACUGCCGGUUUUGCUCCUUGGUUACCAAGUGCGACCGCUCGAAGACUCACACGUACACCAUUGGAUGAAGCACUGUGAUGCUGAGCAAAAACAGCUGAUGCAGCUGUGGCGUCAACAAGGCGCUUUUCGUUGCGCUCAGCUGGGUCGCACUCUUUUGGGAUGCUUAGACCGCUCACGAACGAAAAAUGAGAGUCAGAAAGAGAAUAACAACUUUAAUGAAAAUCAAGUAACCGCACAGGCUUUGCCCGGAUUAUUUGUCGACUCGGAAGACUUGUUGUCUAGCGCUCACCAACAGUGUCUGGACAAAAACUGGCGGCGUCAACUUUACCAGCAGCUUUUUACCCAUACUGAACAUAAACUAAAGGAUCAGUCAUCUCAUUUGGUGCGCAAUCAGCGCCUGCAGCUGCCUGUUUUUGAGUGGCCCGAUUUGGCGGAGAUAGAGAUAUGCGAGCAAAAGGCACUGCUCCUGCCACCACAGACCUUGGCCCAGCAUGUCUACUUGGCGCUGGGCACCGAACCCGACCGGCUAGGAGAAGCACCACGCGUGCUCUAUUACGAGGGAUAUCGGAGGGAUAUAAAGAAGAAUUUCAACUUUUGCGGACCUGAUUCCAUAACCCAGUUGGAUAUCGACCUCUACCUCUACGCCACGGUUAUUCAAACGCAACGACGAUUGCAGAUCCAGCGGGAAGGGUACGACACUUUAAAUUUUGGAAAUCGCAAUGCCGCUGCCCGGCCGCUUAUUAUGCCAUUUGCCAAUUUGGUAAGUCAACUAACCACUUCAGAGCAAAGCAUUUGGUGGGAUAUUGUUUUGCGGCUGCACAAAAACCAGCUGACCAGUGAAGGAAAUCGCGUGGAGCAACGUGUUCAGCUCCAGGCUGGAUUGGAGGCGGUACGGGCAGUAAAUGGACCUAAAGCAGAUAGCAUCAUCAUUUUCCAGUUGGGAAAGAUCUUAGAAUCACGCGCGGACCAUCUUGCUCUGGAGGAACGCAUUGAAAAUCUCUACAGGCUAGGAUUUUCAAUGAUACGUCGUCAAUACACACAGCAGCUCGAACCUUUUGUGCGUAUCUUUAGGUACGGAUCGGCCAACUCAACGAUAGCCAGUAAGGACCUUGAAUCACUCGCCGAAAACGCUGUGUCUUAUUUCAGCACAAAGAUGUUCAAGGCGGGUCUGUAUGAACAGUUUAUAGAAGAGGUUCGUGGACUUAACCUACCCAUGGCCCUUUAUCUGCAAUCGGAGGCAUAUCGCCAUCUUGAGACUUCUGGAAAGGCGUCUCGAGUCUCCCGGUCUCGUUUCUCGGAGCGAAGACAGGAGUGCCUGCAGCAGUCGCAACAGAUUCUUGGUAAUGAUGUCAAACACCCUCUUAGCUUUACUAUCCAACAAGAGCUACGAAAUUGCCAGCAAAACCGAAGUGGUCAGGGUCUUGAUGAUAGCUUCGCUAGCCCAGAUGUGCACAAUAAUUCUUCCACCUACGAGGAUGCCGAAGAUGACUUUUAUUCGGGCGCUACCUUAUCUGCUAACCGGUCACGUCGGCAGUUGCAACCCGCUCCAGUCACACCCAUUGUUUUGGCACAAACAAGUCAAGAGAUGGAACAAACUGUAAAGCAGAUCAGCAAGUCUCUGUGUGUGCUUAAGGACGAUGUAAGUGUUGGAAUGGAAGCUAUGCGACAGGAAAUCAAAACGCUUGCAGAGAAAUUCACUGGACUGGAGGAGUUGCUCAAGAAGAUUAAGAUCACCAGUAGAGAAACACCGACACGUGAUGUGGAUCCUGCAGCUGCUUUAGGACUGGAUGAUUUGUUUAUCAUUGAGGAUGCGCUAGCGGAACACCAGCAACAACAACAGCAGCAUCACAAUCAAGCUGCUGUGCAUCAAGUGGUUACAAAUCCUUAUAGUGGGCCUACUCCAGGUUUCUACAAUGGCCUACCAAACACGCCGAAUGCUCCGGAUCGCUUUCUGCCAGGACCCUAUGGCAGUCCUAUGUUUAACCAAAACCAAAUGUAUAAUUACUACGCAGCUCAGGCACAAGCUCAAGCACAAGCCCAGUUCUUGCGGACUCCUCCAGCUCCAGGAUCGAUUCCACCUCCCAAUAUGUUUGGUCCACGUAAUCCAAACUUUGGACUACCCAGUAUGUUUCCACCGCCGACAGGUUCUACAGUAGCACCUUACAUGGACGCCUUGGGAAACUUUACUCAGCCUCCUCCAAGUCUAAUACCGCCGCCUGCACAGCCAGUUCCAGGUCCGACUCCUCUUAAUCUGCUCGAGUCAAAGCCAGCACUCUCUACUCCCGCUUUCUUUAACACGCCAACAGGCCUUGCAGUUCCACCCAUUCAAGUGCCGCAAUCCAAGCCAUUAGGAGUUCCAUCCACGACCAUUCCCGGUGCUAUUCCGGUUCCUGGACCACUCGCGGCAUCUGUAAAUCCUGUAGUACCAACCUCUGUUCCUGCCCCUAUUCAAAUACCCCAAGUGGUUCCUUCUGUGCCUGCCCCCGCUUCUGUUAGUGUUCCAGCAAUGUUUAACCGAGCCUUGAAUAACCAGCCAGUAGAAAAGGAACCACCGGCCAAUGUUGUUAUAACCAGUUCAGAUCCGUUGCCAAAGCCAACUAGUGCCAGUGUUCAGCCUACUUUAAGUGUGACCAUUCCAGCACAGCAUAUCAAGCCUAGUUUGGUGCAGGUUCCGGAACAGCAGACACAGACACAGUCACAACCACCGGUUUCAGCGGCGGGAACUCUCAGCUUUAACUUUGGAACAAAGACCUCCGAAAGUCCUUUCUCUUUCAAGUCGCAGGUGGCUAAAGCAGCAGCCGAAAAACAGAAGGAACAGGAGGCAGCUGAGCUAAACCAAAGUGGAGCUAGUGAACCCAACAAAAGUCUGCUAGCAGACACAUCUGCGGAUGAUUACGACCCCCGUCCUGAUUUCCAGCCCAUCAUCCCAUUGCCAGAUGAAGUGGAAGUUCGCACUGGCGAGGAGAACGAGGAGGUCAAGUUUAGCAGCCGAGCCAAGCUUUUCCGAUUCGUUAGCAAUGAGUGGAAGGAGCGUGGAACUGGGCUAAUUAAGAUACUGUGCGACGCAUCGACUGGCUUGUCGCGUGUUCUGAUGCGUCGCGAUCAAACCCACAAGGUGUGUGCCAAUCAUAAGAUAUUGGCUGACAUGAGUCUAAAUUUUGCCAGUCAAGACAAGGGAAAGAAAUCAUUCUUGUGGGCAGCAAAUGAUUUUGCAGAUGAGCAAGUCACGUUGGAGAAAUUCCUGGUGCGUUUUAAAACAGCAGAAACGGCUGAGGAGUUCAGGGUGGCCUUUACAAAUGCCAUUGAGGCGGCUAAGUCAGAAAAGCUUGCGAAGCCGUUUGAGAAACCAUCGGAGCUACCUGCAGACCUUCCGAAGGAAGCGGUUGCAACGUCUUCUGCCGCAUUUAGUUUACCUAAGACCUUUGUGACUAGCACGCCAGCACCCACCUCACUAUCCAGCAAACCUAAGGAGCACACGAAACCUCAAUCUGAUCCGGUUCCAGCGGUGCAAGCAACAGUGGCUAAGUCGCUGUUUGGAGCCAUUUCUGCCGUCAAUGCUGUUCCUGCAACAUCAGCACCCUCAGCUCCGGCUCCAUUUGCCAACUUUAGCUUCACGGGAAACGGAACAACAUCAGGAUUCGGCAUUGCAUCCACAGCAUCUCCUUUUGGAAACCUCUCCUUCGGUAGCAACUCUGCGGCAGGCAGUACCAACAACACCACACUUUUUACUACGGCUACGAUCAAGGACAGCACAGUUCAAAGCCAGACGCCACAAAAGCAGCAAAUAAAUAAAUCAGUCGCCUCGGACGCUGAAGAGGAGUACGUGCCCACAGCGCAGUUUGCUCCGGUUAUUGCUUUACCUGAACUGGUCGAAGUGGUCACUGGGGAAGAGAACGAGGAAGUGCUAUUUGAACACCGCGCAAAGCUUUUGCGUUGGGAUAAAGCUGGAAAUGAAUGGAAAGAGCGGGGUCUUGGAAAUAUGAAGCUCCUGCGCAAUCGUUCUGAUCCCAACCAGGUACGCUUGCUAAUGCGGCGCGAUCAGGUACAUAAGCUGUGCUGCAAUCAGCGUCUGCUGCCCGAGACCAAGUUCACUCCCGCAUUGAACAUUAAAGCGGCAGUCACAUGGGCGGGUCAGGACUAUUCCGAAGAGGAGCUGACCACUGCAUUGCUAGCUGUGCGAUUCAAGUCGCCGGAGAUCUGUCAGGACUUCACGGAUGCUGUGCAAAAGGCUCAACAAAGUAUGGGAAAAGAAACAAAAAAACCUGAUGUUGCUCCUUCUAGCACUGGAGAAAAAAAUAAGGAAAAUGAGAAGCCCGUAAAGGGCUUUGGUGAUGCUUUCAAGCCUAAGGCAGGUAGCUGGAACUGUCAGGCCUGUUAUACGAGUAACGGCCAGGACCAGCUUUACUGCCUGGCCUGCCAGGAGCCUAAAGAUGCCACUGUGCCACCCAAGCAAUCGGGACUGGACCAAGGCAACGCAUUAAACCUUACCACUGGUUCUACCGGCACGUUUUCCUUUGGCUUUGCACCAGCAUCUCUUCCUGGCACAGGUGGAUUUAGCUUUGGAGGAGUUACACAACCCAAGGAAAUUGCAGUGGUCGCACCUGUGACCGCCUCUGCUUCAGCUCCUGCUUCAGUUCCCACCUCAGUUCCUCCAUCUCAAGACCCAGCUAUUGGAUUAGGGAAGACUGGAUUCGGAGACGCCUUCAAGCCCAAAGUCGGUAGCUGGUCGUGUUCCGCUUGCUAUGUAAACAAUCCAGGAGAGUCUCUUUACUGCAGCGCAUGUGAAACUCCCAAGGAUGAUACUGUGCCGAAGAAGGAGAAUACCCUAGGAUCAGGACUUACUCUGCCCGCUACCACAAAGUUUAACUUUGGUUUUGGAGCUCCUGCAGCUAGUAAUAAGGACCAGGAUGCCGACGCGGGCAAUAAGGGCAGCAAUGUGUUUGGAUCCGCCUCCUUUAACUUCGCCGCUCCGUCAAUUGGGGCAUCUUUAAAACCAGCUGGCUCAAUUGGAUCCGGCAGCUUCUCCUUUUCUAUGCCCACCCAACAACAGGCCAAAACUCCAGCGGCAAAUGAGGGCGAUGAUAACGAUUCUCACGAGGAAGAGGAGGAGAACAAUGCUUAUUUUGCACCAGUGAUUCCAUUACCCGAUAAAAUCGAUGUGAAAACGGGAGAGGAGGACGAAGAACUGCUGUAUGUGCACAGGGCUAAACUAUAUCGCCUCACUGAGGGCGAAUGGAAAGAGCGUGGCUUGGGCGACUUAAAGAUUCUUCGCCACAAACAGACUAAAAAGCUUCGCGUAGUGAUGCGUCGGGAUCAGGUGUUCAAGAUCUGCCUCAACCAUGUGCUCAACUCAAAUGUAGUGUACAAGCCAAAGACCGAAACAUCGUGGAUGUUUGCUGUCCACGAUUUUAGCGAGGGCCAGAGUGUCCUUGAGCGGUUCACUUUGCGCUUUAAAACAGCGGAAAUGGCCCAAGGUUUUAAUAAUGCUGUGAAAAGUGCCCUUGAUGGCACUGCUCAGGCAAUAGAAGAUUCAACGUCCAGCCACGCCGUUACUCCCCUUAAAGCAGAAACCAGCGAAGCAAAUAAUACAUCAGAUAAUCUGCUCCAGGACCAUGCAGGGGAGGACAAAUGCCGAGGUUGUGAUCCGGAAAAGUUCGAGUAUGGCAAAACCUCGUCUGUAAGCACCUCUUCCAACGAUGUAAUUCCACCACUACCAAUGACCCUCCCCAUCCUAACUCUUCCUAAGCCAUCGACUACGGCAAAAAAAUCAUCAACACCUUCCUCAGUAGUAUUUAAAGCCAGUUCGCUGGGCACAACCAACUCUUUGUUUUCCGGCUCCAGCAAUAUAUCCGUGUCGAAUGAAAACAAGCCGCCCAGUUCGGCAUUCCUAUUUGGUAGCGCGGAUAAAUCUGAGACCGGAAAAACUGCCACACCCAUAGCCAAUCUACAAAAAUCGAUCUCGAGUGGAGGUCAGGGCAAUGUGCUGGGAUCUAUUUUUGGCAGCGGUUUCUCAAACCAAAAUUCGCUUGAGGAUUCAUCUAAAUCCAUUUUUGGAGGUGGGAACAAAAAGGAAGAGCAAUCGUCUAUUUUCGGAGGUGCCAAAGUGGACUCCCAGUCAACAGCCAGUCAAGAGGCUCCAAAGGCAAUAUUCGGCGGCUUCAGUGCUCCCACUUUCGGAGACUCAAAGCCUUUUGGAUUUAAAGUCGAGUCUCAGUCAACGGAUGGUAAGGAAGCGCCAAAUUUAUUAUUUGGCGGUACCUCAAACAUUUUUGGAGGCUCCAACGCGUUCGGAAGCCCCAAAGCUGAGACUCAGCCCACAGCCAACAAAGAAGCAACUAAGUCUAUCUUUGGUGGUAGCUCCAUAUUUGGGGGCGCACCAGCAGGAGGCUUUGUGUUUGGCAGUGAAACCGGACAAAAAGAUGCCAUAGUCCCUAUUUUUGAUUUCGGCAAACAGGUAACCUCGGAUAAGAAGAAAGAGGAGGCAACAAAAACCUCCGGUAUUGGUGAAGGCAGCAAGGAAGAAAAAUCUGUGACCAGUUCUUUUGCCGGUUUAGCAAACCAAACUGGCAGCACAUUUGCUGAUAUAGCUAGUAAACCGGGUCCAACAUUCGCCGAUUUUGCUAGCAAAGCGAGUAUUGACUUUGCCAAUGUGUCGGCCAACAGCCAAGGCACCCCCGUGGGAUUCAACAAGUCCGCCAAUAUCGAAUACUAUAACCUGAAGAACCAGGACGAUUUCAAAAACUUUCAAUCUUCGUCGAAGACAGGCAAAAAUGAAUCCGCCACUGCAGAUGGUGGCGAUGAUGAUGGCGAUGGCGCUAACGAUGACAACUACGAUCCGCAUUAUGAUCCCAUUGUAGAGCUGCCGGAUGAAAUAGUGGUCACCACGGGAGAAGAGAACGAGACUAAGCUGUUCGGCGAGCGAGCGAGACUUUAUCGAUAUGAUCCCGAGACAAAACAGUGGAAGGAGCGAGGCGUCGGCGAGAUUAAGGUGCUGGAGCAUCCGGAGCUACAGACUUUCCGACUAGUCAUGCGGCAGGAGCAGAUCCACAAACUGGUGCUAAACAUGAAUAUCUCCGCCUCUCUACAGAUGGAUUACAUGAACGAACAAAAGAAAAGCUUUCUCUGGGCCGGCUACAACUAUGCUGUGGACGCGGAGGGCAAGGUGGGCACCGAAGGCGUGCUGGAACGCCUCGCCUGUCGAUUUGGUAAGGAGGAAACUGCCAAUGCGUUUCUUAGUACGGUAAACUCGUGUGUAGACCGUGCCAAGGCCUUGCAAAGCGAAGACGAUGAGAACGACGAGGAAGAGGAACAGGACGGCACAUAAAAAACUGGAUCUAAAUAUAUGUAGAAUGUUUACGAUUGUGUUUAUAAGAUAGUCUUUCAACAAAAAAGUAUGGAAAAUUGUUAAAAAUUCGCACUUUUCCAAAUAAUAAAACUUUGAUAACCCUUAA
Molecule: messenger RNA, 8735 nt
Organism: Drosophila eugracilis
Lineage: Eukaryota; Metazoa; Arthropoda; Insecta; Diptera; Drosophilidae
Gene: Nup358
Product: E3 SUMO-protein ligase RanBP2
Exons: 6
Coding region: 284-8608 (2774 amino acids)
Biological process (GO): intracellular transport
Cellular component (GO): nuclear pore; cytoplasm
Molecular function (GO): GTPase activator activity; protein binding
Source: RefSeq, a predicted model, not a curated record